CGCGUGGUUCGAGAUCCACAGACACUGAAAUCCAAAGGCUAUGGCUUUGUGUCGUUCGUGAAGAAAUCGGAAGCGGAAAAUGCAAUAGCUGCCAUGAAUGGACAAUGGCUCGGAUCGAGAUCCAUCAGGACAAACUGGGCCACUAGGAAACCACCGGCAACCAAGGCAGAAUUGAACGCCAAACCGCUCACUUUCGACGAGGUGUACAAUCAAAGCAGCCCGACCAACUGUACCGUCUACUGUGGCGGCGUUGGCGGCACGCUGGCCGGUGGCCUGAGCGAGGAGAUCCUGCAGAAGACGUUCUCCCCGUUCGGUACCAUACAGGAGAUUCGCGUCUUCAAGGACAAGGGUUACGCAUUUGUAAGAUUUUCUACUAAAGAAGCAGCUACUCACGCCAUCGUAGCGGUACAUAACUCGGAAAUUAACGCCCAAACGGUUAAAUGUUCUUGGGGUAAGGAGAGUGGUGAUCCCAAUAAUGCUCCUUCACUGGCAAGUCAAGCCCUGAGCCAGGCCGGUUUUCCCUUCAACACGGCGUACGGUCAACAGGUGGCUGGCUAUUGGUAUCCACCAGCACCGACCUAUCCAACUACGCCGGCACCGGCCGCCGCACCGCUCCAGGGACAGUUUCUCCAGGGUAUGCAGGGAUACACGUACGGCCAGUUUGCCGGUUACCAGCAGGGUUAUAUGGGAAUGGGAAUGCAACUGCCAGGAGCAUGGCCGGGGGUUCCAACCCAAGCCCAGAUCCCUGCUACCGCACAGCAGCUGGCACAGGCCGGCGUAGGUGGUGCUCUCCCGCAGGCCGCCGGAGUCGUCGCCUAUCCGAUGCAGCAGUUCCAGGUGAGCCCACAGAUACAGUCACUGUUAGCUGACGAUGAAUGGCUAGCGCCCAGCCUACUGGUGUAG
Sabethes cyaneus is the source of this 903-nucleotide messenger RNA. Its product is annotated as cytotoxic granule associated RNA binding protein TIA1. The record is from RefSeq and is a predicted model, not a curated record. NCBI's taxonomy places the organism in Eukaryota, Metazoa, Arthropoda, Insecta, Diptera, Culicidae. Gene Ontology annotation, molecular function: RNA binding. The transcript has 6 exons. Bases 94 to 903 code for a protein of 269 amino acids.